AUGGCGGCCGUGCGGGGGUACCGAAGGGCGGCCGUGGCGGUCGCUGCGGCGCGGCCUGGCGGGGGCGGCCCGGGACGGGGAACGGGACCAGGACCGGGUCCUGCCGCGGAACCGGCCCCGCAGCCGGUCCCAGAACCGGCCGCCCCCGCCACAGCCGCGCUCUACGUGCACUGGCCCUACUGCCGUAAGCGCUGCUCCUACUGCAACUUCAACACGUACGUGGUGCCGGCGGUGGAUGAGGCAGCUGUGCGUGCCUGCCUGGUGCGGGAGGCACACACCCUGCUGCGCCUCAGCCAGGUGCACAGCAUCACCUCUGUGUUCUUUGGUGGCGGCACCCCCAGCCUGGCCAGCCCUCGCACCAUCGCAGCGGUGCUGGAGGCCGUGGCGGGGGCUGCCCAUCUGCCCAGCAGUGCUGAGGUCACUCUGGAGGCCAACCCCAGCUCCAUGGACACAUCACGGCUCACUGGCUUCAGGGCAGCCGGUGUCAACCGCCUCUCCAUUGGCGUCCAGUCACUGGACGACGCCGAGCUGCGGCUGCUGGGCCGGGAGCACACGGCGGUGGAGGCGCAGAAGGCCGUGGAGGCAGCACGGGGGCUCUUCCCCGGCCGCACCUCCAUCGACCUCAUGUUUGGGCUGCCGGGGCAGAGCCGGGACGCCUGGGCCCAGGGGCUGGAGGCAGCGCUGGGGCUCUGCGACGACCACAUCUCCCUGUACCAGCUGACACUGGAGCGAGGCACGGCACUGGCAGCACAGGUCCGAGGGGGGACCCUGCCCUUGCCCCCCCAGGACCUGCUGGCAGACAUGUACCAGACAGCCCACACUGUGCUGGUGGCCGCCGGCUUCCGCCACUAUGAGGUGUCCAAUUUUGCCCGCAAGGGUGCCCUCAGCAACCACAACCUCUCGUACUGGCGGGCUGACCAGUACAUCGGUGUGGGGCCAGGAGCUCACGGGCGCUUCGUGCCACGGGGUGAGGGCAGCUGCAGCCGGGAAGCCCGUGUCCAGACACCGGAGCCUGUUGCCUGGAUGCGGGAAGUGCAGAGCCAGGGACAUGGCACCAGGAGUCGGGUGGUGCUGAGCCCGCUGGAGCAGCUGGAGGAGGUGCUCACCCUGGGACUACGCACAGAUGAGGGUGUCACACACGAGCUCAGCCUGCAGGCCGUGUUCGGGGUGCCGGGGGAGGCUCAGGUGCUGCAGGAUCAGGGCUGGCUGCUUCUGGAUGGCAGUGGUCUGCGGUGCACCUGGGCCGGCCUGGCCGUGCUGGACUCGCUGCUGCCCGACCUGCUGUGCCAGCUCCAGCGGCGCUGGGCACUGCCCGGUGCCCACCGAGGGGGAACCCGGCGGGGGAUGGACACAGACGGACACAGUGGCCAGAACGUGGGGUCUGUGAGUGGCCACAACGGAUAA
Lepidothrix coronata (blue-crowned manakin) is the source of this 1404-nucleotide messenger RNA. It is a transcript of the gene RSAD1, whose product is annotated as radical S-adenosyl methionine domain containing 1. The record is from RefSeq and is a predicted model, not a curated record. The transcript is spliced from 9 exons. Gene Ontology annotation, biological process: porphyrin-containing compound biosynthetic process. Bases 1 to 1404 code for a protein of 467 amino acids. Gene Ontology annotation, molecular function: coproporphyrinogen oxidase activity; 4 iron, 4 sulfur cluster binding. NCBI's taxonomy places the organism in Eukaryota, Metazoa, Chordata, Aves, Passeriformes, Pipridae. Gene Ontology annotation, cellular component: cytoplasm.